Sorghum bicolor (sorghum) is the source of this 991-nucleotide messenger RNA. RefSeq names its product uclacyanin-2. The coding region runs from base 131 to 754 and encodes 207 amino acids. The record is from RefSeq and is a predicted model, not a curated record. Gene Ontology annotation, molecular function: electron transfer activity. NCBI's taxonomy places the organism in Eukaryota, Viridiplantae, Streptophyta, Magnoliopsida, Poales, Poaceae. The transcript has 2 exons. Gene Ontology annotation, cellular component: plasma membrane.
AUAGCCCUACUAGUCCCAUCAGCUUGCUCUGUAGCAAUAUCGCAGCACACGAUCCAAACACAUACCGACCCGAACGCCGAAGCAAUUCGAUCGGUCGACCACUCAAGGACACACGGGCGGGGCCGGGAACAUGAAGAUCAUCUCCGGAACACUACUGCUCGCCGCAGUGGCGGUUGCGGCGUUGGCCGCGACGGCGUCGGCGAAGGACUACACGGUGGGCGGCUCCGACCAGUGGGACACCUACAUCGACUACGACAACUGGACCGCCGGCAAGAAGUUCAUGGUCGGCGACACCAUAACGUUCAAGUACAUGCCGUACCACAACGUGCUGGAGGUGACGGCGGCGGACUACGCCAGCUGCAACGUGGACAGCCCCAUCUCCACCCACUCCGGCGGCAACACCGCCUUCAAGCUCACCGCCACGGGCACCCGCUACUUCAUCUGCGGCAUCCCGAACCACUGCCUCAACGGCACCAUGCACGUCACCAUCACCACCGUCCCCUACGACGCCGCCGCGGCGGCGGCGGCGACAGCCGACGACGCCCCCGCAAGCGGCCCCACACAGGCUCCGCUCCAGUCGCCUCCAGCCGACGCCGCCUACGCGCCGGGGCCGGCGGGACACAAGGUGACCCCGAGCGGUGGCGCUGCCGAGAAGUCGCCGGCGGCCGCGCCGAGCAAUGCCCCGCGGUAUGGGCAGCCCGUGGCCGCGGUGGCCGCGCUGGCGUUGGCUGCUCUGGUGGCCUUGGUCGCCUAAGCUAGCAACGUGCGUGUUUGCAAGCACGUUGUAGUUUUGACGAGUUACUGCUGUACCUGAAACAGGACAUUUGUUACUGCGUACGUACACGCGGUAUCUAAGUUGUAUUUUUACCUUUAAUAUUCAUUUCUGCUGCCUUUUACUUUUGUCGUGUAUUUAUAUUUCGUAUAUGGGUGUAAAUUGUGACAUUUACUUAUUAUAAUUCCAUUUUGAGGCCGCGCAUUUCGGCAUUUGUCA